AUGUUUCAUACAUUUGAAGGGUUCGAGAAUCCUACAUCCACGACACCGGCCAAAACUCGCCCUGUUACUGAGCGUCGCGAGUCAGUAAGCCGCCGGGUUACAACUUUGCGGGCAUGUACAUCGUGUCGACAUCGGAAGAUCAAAUGCGAUGGCGAAAAACCAUGUGAGGCUUGCAGAUGGUACAAGAAGGCCGACCAGUGUCAUUACUCUGAUCCUCGACCCUCUAGAAGGUUAGUAUCAAUAUUUUCCAUGCGCAAAGGACAUGUCGAGAAACUUUCCACGACCUUAGAUGAAUAUCGGGUUAUCUUGGGAAGGUUAUUCCCCAAUAUACCGCCUGAAUCACUUGUCAAUCUUUCUCGAGAAAAACUACUUGAACUCACAUCAGCAUCUUCGUCGUCUGUUCAGGUGCAAACUCACAUGCAACAUGCUGCUUCGCCUUCAACCUCUGGGUCUAUGGAAGCCCAUGUAUCCCCAUUAUCCCAUGAAGAUGACAACCUUGAAUCCCUUCAAAGUAUGCCGGAAGAGCUGGAAGGCGCCCGCCAUGGACAUCACAUAGACUUAGUGGAGGGCGUCUCUGACGACGUAAAUGCACUUUCCCUAUCGUCGAGGCAACCUUCAUCUUAUCUUGGAGUUUCGUCUAUUCAAGCUGUCCUUAAGGUCAUAUUAUGGCUUGAUCCAGGUUGUGCCUCUUUCUUUGCCCGAACACCACCCAUUAACUCGCGUGAUGACAUCCCUCUUGAAUUCGACUCUCAGAGUACAUGGCCGCCUCAACCACCAAUGACUCCUCCUCAACCCUCUAUCGCACCUACUGAAAUGCAGAUGUUGGAUGCAUACUUUCUUUACUUCCAUGCGUUUGCGCCGAUGAUUGAUGAACAGCGCUUUCGCGAAACCUAUAUGACUGGCCAUCGCAAAGAUGAUCACUGGCUUUCACUUUUGAAUAUCGUUUUAGCACUGGGUAGUGUCGCUGCCACGAGUCCCGACGACCUAACCCAUCGAACGUACUUCUUACGUUGCAAGAGUCACUUGGGCCUAAGUUCUCUUGGCAGCUCUCACCUGGAAACUAUCCAGGCUUUGGGUCUAAUUGGUGGAUGGUAUUGUCACUACAUUAGCCAACCAAACCUGGCUUACUCCGUGCUUGGUGCAGCUUUGCGAAUGGCAGCCUCACUGGGGCUACAUAAAGAGUUUGCUGAAAGCCGACAGGUUCCAAGUCAAGCUAAAUUAGCAUCGAUGGAUCUAAAACGGAGAGUGUGGUGGUCUCUCUUUGUGAUGGAUACCUGGGCAGGUAUGACGCUGGGUAGGCCUAGCAUGGGGCGCUUCGGUCCGUAUAUCACGGUCAAGCCCCCAAACUCACGAGACAAGGAAAACUUCCUCGACAUUCUUCCGCUCGUGGAGAAUAUUCGAUUUGCAAAAAUUGCAACCCAGGUUCAGGAAUUACUGGCUGCUGCACCACUGGUCAAACAUCAUGAAAUGUCUCAUGCUGAUACUCAGCUUCUUGAUUGGUGGGAAAACUUACCUCCUAUUCUGAAAGAUCACGAGCCUUGUUCCGACUCAAUUAGUACAGUCCGCACAGUCAUGAGGUGGCGAUACCAUAACCAGCGCAUGCUGAUAUAUCGACCUACACUCCUAAACUAUGCUAUGCGGCGCGUCCCAUACAUUGCACUUCGAGUUGAAGAACGCACGGCCAUUGAAAAGUGCCGCGAGGUUGCUGAGCUAUCCAUCCAGAACAUAGCCGCCACAGCACAGCUCAAUCAGCUAUGUGGCUGGAAUGCCGUUUGGUGGACAUUUCAGGCUUCCCUAGUACCCCUUGUCGGAUUGUUCCUUAACGACCCCACAUCUGAUGAUCCUCGGGCCUCGAUAGAAUCUUGUCGAGCACAAGUUGAAACUGCGAUGGCCACUCUAGCGCAAAUGUCCUCCAUUGGCCAUACAGCAAAGCGUUCCUUAGAUGCCGUGUCGCGUAUAUACGAAGCUAGCAAACGUGGUGAACAUCUGACCACUUCUAACGCGACCGGACCUGUCUUGACGAGCAUGUAUCCUGCUGGACGGGAUUUGAGUUCAAUGUUCUCGUCGUCUAUGCCUAUGGGAGAGAAUGGCAUGUCGGAUUCCCUCCCUGCUCCUUUCGUUGACGAAUCUGGUCAGUAUCUAUGGGAGUAUCUGAGCUGGAGCGAUAAUAAUCUCUGGCCUGGUAUCGAUCUUGAUCAGCGUAGUGAUGCGAUGGCUGUUUUGACGCCAGAUCACGAGAAGGGUCCGAAACUUGGAGCAGAGCCGUAUUUCGAGCCCUUCCCUGACUCCUAUUUUGUCAACCAACCUUUAUAUUAUUGA
This is a messenger RNA of Penicillium angulare, 2319 nucleotides long. RefSeq lists its product as uncharacterized. The record is from RefSeq and is a predicted model, not a curated record. The coding region runs from base 1 to 2319 and encodes 772 amino acids. Gene Ontology annotation, molecular function: RNA polymerase II cis-regulatory region sequence-specific DNA binding; zinc ion binding; DNA-binding transcription factor activity, RNA polymerase II-specific. The transcript has 3 exons. Gene Ontology annotation, cellular component: nucleus. Lineage: Eukaryota; Fungi; Ascomycota; Eurotiomycetes; Eurotiales; Aspergillaceae. Gene Ontology annotation, biological process: positive regulation of transcription from RNA polymerase II promoter by galactose; DNA-templated transcription.